This is a messenger RNA of Euleptes europaea (tarantolino), 796 nucleotides long. RefSeq names its product mitogen-activated protein kinase 1 interacting protein 1 like (gene MAPK1IP1L). The coding region runs from base 1 to 744 and encodes 247 amino acids. NCBI's taxonomy places the organism in Eukaryota, Metazoa, Chordata, Lepidosauria, Squamata, Sphaerodactylidae. The record is from RefSeq and is a predicted model, not a curated record. The transcript has 3 exons.
AUGUCAGCUGCUGACGAGUUUUCGCUGGCGGAUGCUCUGCCUGAUAAUUCAGCUGCCAAGAAGGACACCUUGGGCACUGCGAAACCGGUUCAGCAGCCCGGCCAGCCCCCCCAAGCUUGGCCCACCUCCAAUCCCUGGAGCAGCCCCCCCAGCGCUCCCCCCACGGCCCCCUCCGGAUUGCCCCCGAACACCUCGGCCUCCACCGUGCCGUUCGGGCCCCCGCCGACAGGGAUGUAUCCUUCCCUGCCCCCUGGAGCCCCGGCUCCUUUUCCUCCUCCUCCUCCUGGAUCCACUUGCCCUCCCCCCGGAGCUCCGUAUCCACCCCCAGGGCCUGUCCCACCAGGGCAAUAUCCUCCCCCCAACAUGCCCUUCCCAGAGCUUCCGAGGCCAUACGGGGGUCCAGCAGAGCCAGCGGCCCCCCCUGCUGCCGUCGGGCCGUGGGGGUCCAUGCCCGCUGGUGGGUGGGGCCCCACUGUGGGGGGCCAGUAUCCUGCUCCUAGUAUGCCAUAUCCACCCCCUGGGCCGUAUUCCACUCCUACCCAUACUCCAGGGGCCGCUCCCACAGUGCCAUGGGGCGCUGUCCCGCCAGGGCCAUGGGGGCCUUCGCCACCGGCCCCAUUUCCACCCCCUGCCGGAUCAUACCCGGCUCCUGGACUGUACCCGACACCACCCAAUCCUUACCAAGUGCCACCUGCACCUGCCGGGGCUCCGUCCAUGCCUGGUGGACCUCACCCCUACCGUUGAAACCGGAGGAAGGCACACAGAGUCCUUCGCCUCCACCCACACCCACUGCUUA